Messenger RNA from Aphanomyces astaci, 1132 nucleotides. RefSeq names its product CAMK protein kinase. Gene Ontology annotation, molecular function: ATP binding; protein kinase activity. The coding region runs from base 62 to 913 and encodes 283 amino acids. The transcript has a single exon. Gene Ontology annotation, biological process: protein phosphorylation. The record is from RefSeq and is a predicted model, not a curated record. Lineage: Eukaryota; Oomycota; Saprolegniomycetes; Saprolegniales; Verrucalvaceae.
AAAAGAGUUCUAGAACCCAUCUCUCGUCACUUCAUUCGAGAAUUCCCCGUCCAGAGCGUAAAUGAACAUGCAGCAGCGCUUCACCACACAGCGCGUCUUGAGCCCUGCGCUGUAUGGAGAGAUUCUGCUCUGCCACGACAACGCUACCAACGAGCAGGUUGUGAUCAAGAAGAUCGACCAGGGCGCGAGUGCGUCACGCAAGACCGUGCAGCGCCAACGCUUGGUGCUGGAGGAUACACGCUUUGAACAGUUCGUGAACAAGACCCUUCAUGAAGAAGGCGGACAUCCCAACGUGCUCACGAUGCAAACCAUGUUUGCCGCUGACGGAUACGACCACUUUGUGUUUGAGUAUUGCAACCGCGGCGCGUUGUUUGACGUGAUGGAGGACGCCACCGACAAACAGCUCGACGUGAUGCAUGCCGAACGAUACUUUUUGCAGAUCCUCACCGGUCUCAAGUUCAUCCACGCCGCUGGGUUUGCCCACCGCGACCUCUCCCUUGAAAACGUCCUCGUGGACAGCUCCGACACGUGCAAGAUUUGUGACUUUGGUCUGGCCGUCGACAUCAACAGCCGUCCCAUCGAUCGCGUUGGGAAGCCGUACUACAUCGCCCCGGAAGUGUUUGACAACGUGGCGCCGUACGACCCGUCCAAGGCGGAUGUGUGGUCGCUUGGGAUCAUCUUGUUCCUACUCCUCACGGGUGUGCCUCUCGUCAACUUGCCGUCGAAAAUGGACGAAAGCUACGUGUUCUUGUCCCGAUUUGGACUGAAGAAGCUCAUUCAAGGCUGGGAACUCGAAGAUUUUGUCUCGGACGACGCCGCCAACCUGCUCGAGAAGAUGCUCUGCAUCAACCCCAACCAGCGAUGCACCCUGCAAGAAGUGGCGCAGCAUCCUUAUGUGCUGCGACGCACCUGAUCAGGGACGAAGCACCAUCGCCCCAUUCAGAGACACCCUACCCUUCCUUAAGCCGCGGCCUCGUCGUUGACGAUCUGGUUGGGGACUUACUUCCCCCAGCUCAGCGGCAUGACGCGGCCCGCUGUUCCCACCACUCCUCCCCUUGCAAGCAAUCGAUAACAUUCGUAGACUAUAAAGGCACUGUUAACUUGAAGAAACGAACCAAGUACAACUACUACA